Quercus lobata is the source of this 3330-nucleotide messenger RNA. It is a transcript of the gene POD1, whose product is annotated as POLLEN DEFECTIVE IN GUIDANCE-like protein. Gene Ontology annotation, cellular component: endoplasmic reticulum membrane. NCBI's taxonomy places the organism in Eukaryota, Viridiplantae, Streptophyta, Magnoliopsida, Fagales, Fagaceae. The transcript has 11 exons. The coding region runs from base 198 to 1925 and encodes 575 amino acids. The record is from RefSeq and is a predicted model, not a curated record.
CAAAAGAGUAGGCAGCAGAAUUUGGGUCUCCCAGGAGUCCAGUAGACUCCAAAUUCCCCAACCUCCCGCGUUCAUACCAAAAUUCCACAGAAUCUUCCAUAUUUUGAUUCUCAUGUAUACAGAAUCUUAAUUAUUGUCAAUCCUCUUUUUUAAUUCAAUAAUAAUAAUUGUUUUUUUCUUUUUGUUUCUCGGUGGCCAUGGCGCUGAGAUCCGACGAUAGAAAAUUGUCUUUCGAGGUUCUGAGCCAAAGCAUGUCUUUCGAAGAAGACGAAUCCUUAUUCUUCUACCGCUCAAACUCAGAUCCAAUCCAAAACGGCGUCGUCGUCCAAUCCAAGCCCAAUCCCAAUCGCAAGAAACGGAAACACAGGCGAAAGAAACCGAUCCACUCCGAGUCCUCCAUUCGCGAAGAUCCGAUCGCCGAAGCAACACUCGAUCCCGAAACGAGCCGCACCAAUGGAUUGGAAUCGAACUGCACGCACAGUUACAGCGUCGAGAGCAGUAGCGUGUGUACUGUGGUCACGGAGCCGGAUUUCCAGAAUGUGCGCGGCGAGGGGUUCAAUUUGGGGGAGCUGCGGCAGAGGAGCGUCAGCAUCAGCGGCGCCAGUGACGACGCGGCGUCGCGGGUUGGGGGAGACAAUGAGAAGGUGAAGGAGAAGGAGAGAGAGAAGGAGGAGGAGGAGAGCGGCGUAGAAGUGAGCUCCGCCGUGAAGCAACGGGCCGAGCCGAACGGGAGUGUCGGUUCCAAGAAGUUAGAGACUGAGAAGUCAUUGGAUUGGAAGCGGCUAAUGGCGGAUGAUCCCAAUUUGUCGUUUACGGUGGAUAAGUCACCGUUGAAGUACUUCAUGGAAGAAAUGUACAAUGGCAAUGCGUUACGGAACACGACGACUAUUGGAAAUGAGGUAGAGCGCGAGAGAGUUUACGAUACUAUCUUCCGCCUGCCUUGGAGAUGUGAAUUGCUUAUAGAUGUUGGCUUCUUUGUCUGCCUCGAUUCAUUUCUAUCCCUAUUAACUAUCAUGCCGACAAGGAUUGUAAUGACCUUAUGGAGGCUCCUACGCACAAGGUGGUUGAUAUAUGCUUCUUGUCAGCUGAGCUAUGGAACUUUAGCUAGAGGACUAUUAGCACAUAAGCAGUUCAAGAUGUGGUCUGCAGCAGAACUGUCUGAUUUUGGCUGUUUUCUUAUAAUUGCCUGUGGAGUCACUCUUUUGCAGCGAACAGAUAUCAGCUUAAUAUAUCACAUGAUUCGUGGUCAAGGAACAAUCAAAUUAUAUGUGGUGUACAAUGUUUUAGAGAUAUUUGAUAGACUAUGCCAAAAUUUUAAUGGGGAUGUGUUGCAAACUUUAUUUAAUUCGACGGAAGGACUAGCUAGUUCUCCACCUGAAAACCGGAGAUUAUGGGUGUGGAGAUUCAUUUUUGAUGAAGCUUUAGCCAUGGGUGCUUCAAUUGUUCAUUCUUUCAUAUUGCUAGCUCAGGCAAUUACUUUAUCUACAGUUAUCGUUGCUCACAAUAAUGCCUUGCUUGCUUUAUUGGUGUCCAAUAACUUUGCCGAGAUAAAAAGUAAUGUGUUUAAGCGUUUUAGCAAGGAUAACAUUCACGGUCUGGUAUACUUUGAUUCAGUAGAGAGAUUUCACAUUUCGGCAUUCAUGUUAUUCGUUUUGGCUCAAAAUAUUUUGGAGGCUGAGGGUCCCUGGUUUGAAAGUUUUGUUUCUAACGCACUCAUGGUUUUCAUCUGUGAAAUGGCUAUUGAUAUCAUAAAACAUUCAUUCAUUGCCAAAUUCAAUGACAUAAAGCCUACUGUAUAUUCUGAGUUCCUUGAAGACCUAUGCAAGCAGCUCAAGAAAGAUCAGCAUCUCUCGGAAGGACAAUGUGGAUUUGACCCAUCGAUUCUGCCCCUGCAUUUGAUCAAACCCUGCCAAGUGAUCCACUGAAGAAAUUGAAUUUAGGUUUGAAUUAUGCAACUAGUUGAUCUCUGGAGUUGACUCCAAACCCAUAAGCCUUGCCACUGUCCCUGCUUAGUGGUAGUCUUUAUAUUUUCCUUGGCCUUCAAUUCUUGAUCUUUAUCACAUACCACUGAAUCAGCUUCUUUGAUUUGAUCUGAAAAAGGGUGUGUAUGAAGGUUUCCAGGGUGGAGAAUUUGGCGUACGAUGCUUGCUAGACACCCAGCUGUGGCACUCUUCAAAUUUAAUAAUUUUUUUUAAUAUUAAGAAAGUAUUUUUUAAUGGAUAGCAGCAGCUUGUGGAUGGUAAGAUCAAUGUUGGCAACGGAGUGUGAACUUUUAUGAGAAAAAAAUGACAAAAAUGAAACUUGAAGGACGAAAAUGACAAUCUUAGAGGGUGCAAUUUGGAAUUUUGCCUUAUAUAAACAAUAAGCUCAUAAGGAUAUUGUUCAAAUACCUAAGCUAUAUCUCUUAAAUGCCAUCAACAAAACCUUUGCUAUAUUUUACUGAUUCUAUUUUAGACGUUGCCCAGAUAUUUAUUAGUCCUAAAUUAAACUGUUAACUAAGGUUUUUUUCUCCUCUUGAGAAUUAGUGUUGAAUUGUUCAAAGUAUAAGACAUGACAUAUGACAGUGGAUCACCAUGGGUUGAAUGCAUGUCUAACAACUUUUUUUUUAAUGAGUACAUAAAUUUAUUGAAGAAGGAAAAGGGAAGGAGACAUAGGAAGGAUAUGUGUACAAUCCCUUUUCAAAGAAUACAAAUCGCAAAGAGAGAAUCUAUAAAAUCAACAAAUGACUGACAAGUGUUAGAAAAGUGUCAAGAAUAGUGUCAAGAAUCCAACGUUAUAAAAAUAUUUGCAAUUGUUUACCUGAUGAGAAGAGUCAGGGGCAUGUGUUAGAUGAUUAUUAUUGUUUUGCAACUUUCUGAACCAUCACUGCUUCUCUUUAGAGUUGGUGCUAUGCAAAUUGUAGUGCUGUAAGGGUGUCAAAAAAGUAUGUUGACAAGAAUUGAUCAAUACAAUGAGCCUGAAUUUAACUUGGUAGUAUUUCACUCUCUCUCCUGUCCCCUAGGAGUGAGUAGGGCUACUGAUGUGCUAGAUUGUUCUCUGCAGUUGGUUGUGGUUUGACUUGCUACCUACUUGUUCAAGCUUGUAUACUUAGUAAAUGUACAGUGCUUGAGCCCUGAGUGGGCAUAUCAGCAUAUGACACUUAGAAAUAUGAUAUUCUACUCUGGGUCAUUGUCAAUUUAGUCUCUACAUAUUGGUAGUAGUCAAUUUAGUCUUUGUUAUUUUGAACUUGCAAUCAAUAAAUUAACCGCUACUAAAAUAGUAAAAUGUAAGGACCAAAAUGAUUUUUUUGCCCAAGUUCUAGUUAGGAGGAGGGGGAAAGAAAGAAAAAAA